ACGCCGUUCCUUAGCAACCAGAGUUGGCGUUUCUCUGGAAGCGAACCUACGCACAACUGCAAGUCCGCGAAGUCCCAGGCGGCCAGCUUCGCUUGAGAUGCAGCUUGCUUUAUUGUUUUGAGUUCUUCUUACCUUACUUGUUCUGAAAACCCCUUCGAGUUUGGGGUCGCUUUCCAGAGCCAUGAACGUAGCGCUGGCCAAGGACCUGGAGCAGAACGCCAAGCUGGCCAAGAGGACACACGCGGAGCUGUGCAGGCAGCAGCGGGUCUUCAACGCCAGGAACCGGAUCAUCGGGGGAGACACACAAGCCUGGAAUAUUCAGGUUCAGGACCAGAAGAUAAAAGAAGCAACUGAAAAAGCUAGGCAUGAAACCUUUGCUGCCGAAUUGAGGCAAAAUGACAAGGUCAGCUGCAUACUAGAUGACCGGGAGAAGAGACAUAGGAAAUGUCUCUGCAGAGCCAUCAGUAACUUCCAACAGAACUAUCAGAAGCCAGAAACUCGCCGCGAGUUUGAUCUGUCUGACCCCCUCGCCCUUAAGAAAGAGCUUCCAGCCCGGCAGUCAGACAGUGAUGUCCGGAACACAAUAUCAGGGAUGCAGAAGUUUAUGGGCGAGGACCUAAACUUCUGGGAGAGGAAGAAAUUCCAGGAGGAACAGAUGAGAGAAUGGUCCUUACAACAGCACAGGGAAUGGGAGAGGGCCCAUGCUGACCAGAAGCUUGCAGAGGACCACUACACACAGACCAGGCUGAAGUUUGAUGAGACAGCCAGGCACCUGCAGAAGCUGGAAAGCGCCACCAGGAAGGCAGUUUGUGCGUCUGUGAAGGAGUUCAACAGGAUCCAGGCCGUGGAGUCAGCAGAAAGGAAAAAACAAGAGAAAAGACAAGAACAGGAGGACAAUGUGGCUGAGAUCUCCAACCAGCUGCGGGGAGACCUGCUCUCCGAAAACCCACGGCAGGCGGCCAGCUCCUUUGGGCCCCACCGCGUGGUUCCUGACCGCUGGAAGGGGAUGAGCCGGGAGCAGCUAGAGGGCAUCCGCCUGGCCCAGAAGCAGCAGAUCCAGGAGAAGCUGCGGCUCCAGGAGGAAGCGCGCCAGCGGGACCUGGACUGGGGCCGGCGUUGGGUCCAGAAGGCC
Molecule: messenger RNA, 1132 nt
Organism: Fukomys damarensis (Damara mole-rat)
Lineage: Eukaryota; Metazoa; Chordata; Mammalia; Rodentia; Bathyergidae
Gene: Ribc2
Product: RIB43A domain with coiled-coils 2
Exons: 6
Source: RefSeq, a predicted model, not a curated record